AUGGCAAGCGAGCAACAGUCCUACCUCGUCAGCACCUCACUCAUCGUUUGCGCCAUUCUUUCUUCCAUCCAGAUCAGCAGAUUCCAUAUCUGGAAAACUCCUUACUAUGUUGGAACCGGCUUGAUGUCCGUGGUUGGGACAUCCUUCGCUACGAUUCCUGUAGCAACUGGCGCUCUGUCUCAAAUGUACGAUAUCGGGAUGUGUCCAACUGCCGCAGAUGGAACGAAACUCCCAUGUCCUCGUGGCGACGGCGCCAUCCUCGGGACCCAGUGCGUCUGCGCACUACUGGAAAUCUUAAUGUCGUUUAUGCCGCUAGAAGUCUUGAAGAGGAUCUUCCCGCCACUUGUCCGCGGCUCUGGUGAUUGCUCCAGCAGACCUGAGACUGGACUUUCCCAGCUGUGUCCGACUAUCAGUGCGCCGCAUGCUUUACCCUGGGGAAGCGCGGAGUUUAUUGGACUCGGGUUCUUGGUCUUUCUGACCAUUAUUCUAUGCGAACGCUUUGGUUCUCCGAUUAUGAAGAGUUGUGCGGUCGUCCUCGGCCUCCUUGUAGGCUGUAUUGUCGCUGCUGCAUGUGGCUACUUUGAUCGUUCCGGAAUCGACUCUGCACCAGUCGCCAGCUUUAUCUGGGUACACACCUUCCCACUAAGCGUAUAUGGACCGAUUGUGCUUCCCCUACUUGCCGUCUACGUUGUCCUGGCUAUGGAAGCCAUCGGAGACAUUACAGCUACUUGUGACGUUUCAAAACUGCAAGUCGAUGGGCCCAUGUUGGACAGUCGCAUUCAAGGCGGUAUGCUAUCAGAUGGCAUCAACAGGAUUCUGGCCGGACUCUUCACGAUUACACCCAUGAGUGUCUUCGCGCAGAACAACGGAGUCAUCGCUUUGACAAGAUGCGCAAACCGAAAAGCUGGCUAUGCUUGCUGCUCCUGGCUUCUGAUCAUGGGUAUAUUCGCCAAGUUCGCCGCCGCACUCGUUGCGAUUCCAAACGCAGUCCUGGCACUCGCUGUUGGCUUUGGUGCCACUCUUCAGCCCACAUGGCUCAGCUAUGUGUUCACAUCCUCGGGCGAUAACAGAGCGCUCCUUGGCUUCUUCAAUGCCAUUGAAUUGGUCAUGGAAACUGGCUUCGCAGUCGCGGGCUUCUUGGCACUUAUUCUCAAUCUGGUCUUGCCUGAGGAGAUUGAGGAUGAAGAUUCUCCCGAGCUCACUGCUAACAACGCCGAUGAAGAGGAUGACAGGGAAGAAUGGGAUAGAAUUCAUGCUAUAAAGAAAGGUGAUCAGGACGACAGCGAGGUGAAGGCUUCGUGA
Messenger RNA from Pseudocercospora fijiensis CIRAD86, 1302 nucleotides. RefSeq lists its product as uncharacterized. Gene Ontology annotation, cellular component: fungal-type vacuole; membrane. Gene Ontology annotation, molecular function: xanthine transmembrane transporter activity. The record is from RefSeq and is a predicted model, not a curated record. Bases 1 to 1302 code for a protein of 433 amino acids. Gene Ontology annotation, biological process: xanthine transport; transmembrane transport. Lineage: Eukaryota; Fungi; Ascomycota; Dothideomycetes; Mycosphaerellales; Mycosphaerellaceae. The transcript has 4 exons.